Messenger RNA from Aspergillus viridinutans, 1083 nucleotides. It is a transcript of the gene alkB, whose product is annotated as oxidoreductase, 2OG-Fe(II) oxygenase family. Lineage: Eukaryota; Fungi; Ascomycota; Eurotiomycetes; Eurotiales; Aspergillaceae. The coding region runs from base 1 to 1083 and encodes 360 amino acids. The record is from RefSeq and is a predicted model, not a curated record. The transcript has 2 exons. Gene Ontology annotation, cellular component: nucleus; cytoplasm.
AUGCCUCAUAUCAAAGAGCUCAAUGCUCAUGAACGACCCCCUGAGGCCAUCCGACAACGCUACAAGACUCUUCAAAAGGCCACGAUUUCUGAGAUCAAUACUGAUGGGACAAUAAUUGACCUAAAGGCUCUGAAUCCCAAUGAUCUUCCAGACAAUAUAUCUCUGUCGCAUUGCGUAUCGAGUCAGAACCUUCGCCCGAUUCUCCAGCAGUUUGCCAGAGAACAUGAGGACUCUCCUCCUGAAACCAUACCUGUCUAUACACACAAGUCCGUCUCUGGUUUGCAAAUGGUCCCUUCCAUAUUCCCUUCUGCCGUUCAAGUAGAGUUACUCUCUCGAUUGUUCCAUCGCGAUUUGUCAAAUCCGGAGCAUCGGACCAAUCUUCACCUGCAUUACCACGUCACCUACCCUGGUCAAGCUGCAAGUCAACCCAACACCGCCGUGUCCCCACCUGAAGAUGGCUCCACCGUGCCACAGAUUGUCUCUUUCUUUGAAGACGAUCCAUCUAGAGUCUUAUUUCCCAAAGACCCGCACGUCCAUAAACCGGUUACCGUUCAGCAAAUGCUCACCAGGAAGCUGCGCUGGGUGACCCUUGGUGGUCAAUACGACUGGACUGCUAAAGAAUAUCCUUCGGGACCCCCGCCUGCAUUUCCUGCUGAUAUUGCCAAUGUGCUGCACGCAGCCUUUCCUCAAACAAAAGCCGAGGCGGCCAUAUUGAAUGUUUAUUCCCCUGGCGACAAUCUGAGCCCUCAUCGGGAUGUCAGUGAGGAGUGCGAUGUGGGCUUGAUCAGCAUCAGUUUCGGCUGCGAUGGCCUCUUCUUGAUCAGCCACGACGAUGGGACUGAUUGUGAGAUCAUCCGUCUUCGCUCGGGGGAUGCCGUGUACAUGGAUGGCACCUCUCGCUUUGCAUGGCACGCAGUACCGAAAAUUGUCCCUGGCACUUGCCCGGAAUGGUUGGCUGAUUGGCCAUGGUGUACCUCCAACACAACUGAUAAGACACAAUUUGGCAAGUGGAAGGGCUGGAUGGCCGGCAAGCGAGUAAAUUUAAACGUCCGACAAAUGUCUGCGACUGAGUCUCAUGGUUGA